UGGUUAUGUUGUAUACAGAAAACGGGGGUGCAAAAGCAAAAGCGCCGUUAAAGAAAUCGAGAAACAGUUGGUCGAAAUUCAGAGAGUGAUCAGUGAUCUUCUCGCAACAUUUUCUCAUCUUUCCAUAGACAUACAUGUGGUUCACAUUUUCUUAUUUCAAAAUGAAUGUAUACAUUCUUUUCUUUUCUCUAAAUUAAUUUUUUCAAAUUUCAAACUGAAAGUCUUGUUAGAUCAUAUGGCGGACGGAUGCGCGCAGUCCCAUUACGUUCAGUUGACGCGAGAUCAAGCACCGUCUGAAGAUAUCACCCCUGGAGAACUCAAUCAACCCGUUCAAGUUCCUCAGGUUUUGCUGUGCUGUGUUGUGUUGUUCUUCUUGUUGAAUGUAAUCGAUUUUGAUGCGGUUAUGAAACGAGUUCUUCUUUCUGUUUGAUCUGGUAGGAUUUAUAAAUGAAUAUGACUUGUAUGAGAAAAGGAACAAAAAGAGGGAGAUUUUCUUUUUCUAUUUUUGAAGAAUUUUUGGAUCUAUUUUCAAAUUAUUGGAGAGAUUUUAACAAAUUUUUAUACUGUAAUGCAAGAUCAUCUACUAUUAUGCAGUUGAAUGUUCAAAGAUGCUGUCAAUGUGGACAAGUCCUACCUGAAAGCUACGAGCCUCCUGCUGAUGAAGACUGGACAACUGGAAUUUUUGGAUGCGCUGAAGAUGCUGAAAGUUGCUGCACUGGACUCAUUUGCCCAUGCAUGUUGUUCGGUCAUAAUGUUGAAACAUUGAGAGAAGAAAUUCCUUGGACCAAUGCAUGUGUCUGUCAUGGUAUGUGCAUUGAAGGUGGAUUGACACUGACAGCAGCAACUGUACUCUUCCAUGGAGUCGACCCCAAGACUUCAUUCCUCAUACUUGAGGGCCUGCUUUUUGCUUGGUGGAUGUGUGGCAUCUAUACUGGCAUGUUUCGACAAGCAUUACAGAAGAAAUAUCAUCUCAAGAACUCACCAUGUGAUCCGUGCAUGGUUCAUUGCUGCUUGCAUUGGUGUGCUUUGUGUCAAGAGCACAGGGAGAUGAAAAACCAUCUGGCUGAGAAUGCAGUUAGUCAAGAGGCUGUUGUUAACCCUCCACCGGUUCAAGAGAUGAACUCUGGUGAGAACAAUCAGUCUGCCAAAUCUGCACCAUCUACAAACGAUGAACACCACAAUUUGGAGUUGCUGUUGCAGCCAGUGUAGGACUUUAUAGUCCAUAUAUAUAGAAGUCACAUGGACUGGCUGCCAGAAAAAUGAUACAUGAAAAGAUUUAACUUGUGCAGGAACUCUGGAUAGCAUAGUACCAAUCUGUUGCCAUUUUUAGUUAUCUAUUUUGAUUGCAUUCUCUGCAGGGAAAAAAGUGAAAUUACAAAAUAGUUUGUUUUCAGCACAUUGACCGAAAGGAAUCGUAUGUGACUGGCUCUGGUAUAUCUAACAACUGUUCUGACUUUUUCAGUAAAGCAUUCUUCAGUAACACUUGUAU
Molecule: messenger RNA, 1489 nt
Organism: Mangifera indica (mango)
Lineage: Eukaryota; Viridiplantae; Streptophyta; Magnoliopsida; Sapindales; Anacardiaceae
Product: cell number regulator 6-like
Exons: 3
Coding region: 448-1209 (253 amino acids)
Source: RefSeq, a predicted model, not a curated record